This is a messenger RNA of Papaver somniferum (opium poppy), 1904 nucleotides long. RefSeq names its product pyruvate decarboxylase 1-like. The coding region runs from base 1 to 1812 and encodes 603 amino acids. Gene Ontology annotation, molecular function: carboxy-lyase activity; thiamine pyrophosphate binding; magnesium ion binding. The transcript has 6 exons. The record is from RefSeq and is a predicted model, not a curated record. NCBI's taxonomy places the organism in Eukaryota, Viridiplantae, Streptophyta, Magnoliopsida, Ranunculales, Papaveraceae.
AUGGAUUUCAAAGUUGGUUCUCUUGAUACAUGCAACCCUAUAACUGGAGUAGUGAGUUGUUUAGCUACAAAUCAUGUAUCAACCAUCAAAAGCAUAACACCACCAUUACGUUCAGCUGAAUGCACAUUAGGAAGAUAUUUAGCAAGACGUUUAGUACAAAUUAGCGUGAGUGAUGUAUUCGCAGUACCUGGUGAUUUUAAUCUGACAUUACUUGAUGAUCUUAUUGCUGAACCUGGAUUGAAAUUAGUUGGCUGUUGUAAUGAGCUUAAUGCUGGUUAUGCUGCUGAUGGUUAUGCCAGAUCACGUGGUGUUGGUGCCUGUGCUGUUACUUUUACUGUUGGUGGGUUAAGUAUUUUAAACGCCAUUGCUGGUUCUUAUAGUGAGAAUUUGCCUAUUAUCUGUAUUGUGGGUGGUCCUAAUUCUAAUGAUUAUGGUACUAAUCAUAUCUUACAUCAUACUAUUGGUUUGCCUGAUUUUAGUCAAGAACUUCGUUGUUUCCAGACCAUCACUUGUUAUCAGGCGGUUGUUAACAUCUUGGAAGAUGCACAUGAAAAAAUCGAUACUGCGAUUUCGACAGCUUUGAAAGAAAGCAAACCUGUUUAUAUCAGUAUCAGUUGCAAUUUGUCUGCCAUAUCACAUCCUAUGUUCAGUCAAGAUCCUAUUCCAUUCUUCUUAGCACCCAAGAUGAGUAAUAGUACUGGUCUGGAAGCAGCAGUGGAUGCUGCAGCAGAGUUCUUGAAUAAGGCAGUAAAGCCAGUGAUGGUGGCUGGGCCAAAACUUAGGGUUGCCAAGGCUUGCAAUGCGUUUCUUGAAGUAGCAGAUGCCUGUGGUUAUGCAGUUGCAGUGAUGCCAUCAGCGAAAGGACUAAUGAAGGAGACCCAUCCACAUUUCAUUGGGACUUACUGGGGUGCAGUAAGCACUGCUUUCUGUGCUGAACUUGUAGAAUCAGCUGAUGCUUACAUUUUUGCUGGACCAAUUUUUAAUGACUAUAGCUCCGUGGGGUACUCCCUACUUAUCAAGAAGGAGAAGGCGAUUAUCGUGGAACCCGAUCGGGUUGUGAUUGCUAAUGGGCUUGCCUUUGGAUGUGUUUUGAUGAAGGAAUUCUUACCAGCACUCGCUAGGAAACUUAAGAAAAAUACAACUGCAUAUGAUAAUUACCACAGGAUUUAUGUCCCAGAAGGUCUUCCUCGUCAGAGUUACCCAAAAGAGAAAUUGAGGGUAAAUAUAUUGUUCAAACACAUUCAAAAUAUGAUAUCCGGUGACAAUACUAUGAUUGCUGAAACGGGUGAUUCCUGGUUUAACUGCCAGAAACUGAAAUUACCCGAAGGGUGCGGGUAUGAAUUCCAAAUGCAGUAUGGGUCCAUUGGUUGGUCAGUUGGUGCAACACUUGGAUAUGCACAGGCUGCAAAGGAUAAGCGAGUGAUUGCUUGUAUUGGUGAUGGAAGUUUCCAGGUAACUGCACAAGAUAUAUCAACAAUGUUGAGGUGUGAGCAGAACCCCAUCAUCUUUCUGAUAAAUAAUGGUGGCUACACCAUCGAAGUGGAGAUCCAUGACGGACCUUACAAUGUGAUCAAAAACUGGAACUACACUGCGCUUGUUGAUGCUAUUCAUAACGGCGAUGGAAAUUGCUGGACUGCCAAGGUUCAAUGCGAGGAAGAUCUGGUGGAAGCUAUUGAGACUGCAACUGAAGUUAAGAAGGAUUGCUUGUGUUUCAUUGAGAUUAUAGUUCACAAGGAUGAUACAAGCAAAGAAUUGCUGGAAUGGGGUUCAAGGGUUUCUUCUGCAAACAGUCGUCCACCAAAUCCUAAGUAAACACAUUCCAGGCUUAUUGCUUGCACCAUUUUAUCAAAAAAAAGAAAGAAAAAAAAAAUGCUUGCACCAUUAAGUAAUAGCUCAGUGUUCGC